ACUUCCGGUCCAAGAGUUUGUAAACAAUGAAAGGCGAUAUGGAGUCGUCAAGAGGUCUUACCUAAAAAUAUUGCUCUGUACAGGCCAUAAUAAAUGCAUAUUAUAUGGCAUGCAUGUCGUGCACACCCGUAAGCAUUAAACCAACCGGGACGUAUCGGUUUUCAAGGAUUCCUGCUCUUUUAAACAUCUUUCUUGUGUGUGUGAAAAUCGGACCGCUGGCUAGCGACGCGUUUGUUUUUCUACAUAACGUUACUAGACAGACAUCAGACUCAACGGGCUGCGGAAACGACGGUCCCUAAACACCGCCGAAGACUGGCGAGUCUUUCAAAGGCCACCUAGACGUGAUUUUGGAGGGUUUGUCGUGUGGUGCAGGUUCGGUUCAGCUCAAUGGGGAACUGUCUGUCUUCUCAAGGCGCUGAUGAUCUGUCCCUGCUCAACGAGUCCGAGGGGGCGAGUCUGCCCGGAGAGCCUCCGCCACCCUACCAGGAGCGGGCGCAGGUGCCAGUGUACCAUCCCACACCCAGUCAGACGCGGCUGGCCACUCAGCUGACGGAGGAGGAGCAGGUCCGUAUCGCUCAGCGCAUCGGCCUCAUCCAACACCUGCCCCGAGGGAUCUUCGACCCGGGCUCGGAGCCGUCCGACAAGAAGAUCAAAGAGUGUGUGAUCUGCAUGAUGGACUUUGAGUACGGCGACCCGAUCCGGUUCCUGCCCUGCAUGCACAUCUAUCACGUGGACUGCAUUGACGCCUGGCUCAUGCGCUCCUUCACUUGCCCUUCCUGUAUGGAGCCCGUCGACGCUGCGCUGCUGUCUUCUUACGAGACAAACUGAGAGUGCCUGCGGAAAAACCGAGAGACGUGCCAAUGAGUCUGCCAAGAGCCCCGAAACGUUUGGGACAGUAGAUUGAACAAAUUAAGGUGGUUUGACUCUGUGUGUCUGUGUGUGUGUGUGUGUGUUCAGAGACGGUAAAAAUGUCCAGUGUUAAACUUAAAAGGCCCUGGAAGGAUGUUUAAAACCUCUCACUUGCAUGUCAAAGCGCUUUUCGAAUACAUAUACAUGUAAUUGAUGUAAAAGUGAAGUUUAGCAAGGUGGAAAACCAUAGAAGCAUCUCUAAUGAAGAUAGAGUAUUUCAAAAGCCAAUUCGUACAAUUAGUAAAUUAGGGUUGAAUUAAUAAACGAUAUACUUUUUUUUCUUUUCGUUCUAAUCAAAUUCAUGAAAUGUGCAAUAUAUGCGAGAGAGACUCAUGUCCUUCUGAUUGGCUGUGGAACCCGCCCACCGCCAAAAUUCCGCCAAUGAGAUCAUCCCUUUCUGAAUUUGACAAGUCUAGCGGGCAGAGUUUCAUUUCUGCAGGCUGUGAAUGUGCGUUUUACGGCUCACAAUUAGAAUGCUGAGAAAGCGAAUUUACAAGAAAACAUGUGCCGUGAUGAUAAUGUUGAAGCUUGUGAUGCACUACCACCUCAAACACCAGUUAGUGCAUCACAAGCUUCAACAUUAUCAUCACAUACUUUUUCUAUAAUUUUCUCGAUCACUAUGGAUGGGUGCAUCCACAUCUAAAUAGCUUAAUAAAUGCGUCACGUUAUGUCAUUUCGUGUUUAAUCGUAAUGGGGUUGGUGAUGAGGUUGUUUAGUGGUAGUUUUGCCUCGUCAGCUGCUGUUUUCCAGGUUCUGGGAUGUAAGUUGCUUUUUUACACUGGUUUUGGAUCAUCUUUCCCCUAAAUGCUUGUUUUUGGUGUUACAUGUUGGAUCCUGUUUGUCCCCACUUAGCUUUGCCUUGCCUUGUCUGUUUGGAUAGAACCGUGGCCACCGUCUUCAGUAGUUUUCUUUCUUUAUUUUGGAAGAGAAUAAUAAUGAUACAAUCGCCAAAU
This is a messenger RNA of Sinocyclocheilus grahami, 1862 nucleotides long. Its product is annotated as RING finger protein 11-like. Gene Ontology annotation, molecular function: ubiquitin protein ligase activity. Lineage: Eukaryota; Metazoa; Chordata; Actinopteri; Cypriniformes; Cyprinidae. The transcript is spliced from 3 exons. The coding region runs from base 388 to 828 and encodes 146 amino acids. Gene Ontology annotation, biological process: ubiquitin-dependent protein catabolic process. The record is from RefSeq and is a predicted model, not a curated record. Gene Ontology annotation, cellular component: ubiquitin ligase complex.